AUGAAAAACCUAGCUCGUGAGGAAAUUGAGGUGAACCCAAAACUACAACUGUUGAGGCGUCUUAUACGACAGUGCUACCGUCAAAAUAUUACUCAUAGCUGGAUCAAGGAAGAUGGAACAGCUGAAGAAAAAACUGAUGGGGCUCUCGUAUGUCCAAGAACAUUUGACGGCUUUCUGUGCUGGGAUGAGACUCCCGCAGGGGCAACAGCAUUCCAGUCUUGUCCUGGAUUCGUCAUUGGCUUUGAUCCAAAACGCUACGCCUAUAAAAAAUGCAUGGAAAAUGGUGUGUGGUUCUUGCAUCCAGAAGGCAACAGACCAUGGACUAAUUAUACUACAUGUGUUGAUAUAGACGACCUCAAUGUAUUCGUGAAGGAAAAGGUGGCCAUGCGUUGUUUCCUGGCGAUAGGUUGGGGCCUGUCACUGGUGAUCAUUAUCAUUUAUGCUGUUGUACGGUACCAUAUACCCGGGGCAACUGAACGUUGUUGGAUGGAGCAAAGUGAAGCGUUCUGGAUUAUAACUGUUCCCGUGAUUCCGCUAUUUGGACUGCACUUCGUUCUGAUACCAUUUCGACCGUCACCUGAAAUGCCCGGCGAGAAACUUUAUCAAGUUGUAUCUGCUCUGCUGACAAGUUUACAGGGAGUGUGCGUCGCUGUUUUAUUCUGUUUCACCAACCACGACGUAGUCACAGCCGCAAAGACGUACAUUUCGAGAUAUGUACAACAUAAUGACGUCAUACCUAUGACGGGACUAGCGCCUCGUGAUGGCACAGCCCAGGUAUAG
Molecule: messenger RNA, 780 nt
Organism: Danaus chrysippus (African queen)
Lineage: Eukaryota; Metazoa; Arthropoda; Insecta; Lepidoptera; Nymphalidae
Source: the annotation of a GenBank genome assembly